This is a messenger RNA of Paramecium pentaurelia, 885 nucleotides long. The record is from the annotation of a GenBank genome assembly. Lineage: Eukaryota; Ciliophora; Oligohymenophorea; Peniculida; Parameciidae.
AUGUAAUAAACUAUUUCUAAUAAGAUUUAAGGUAGACAAUCAAGAAGAGAUUUAGGAAUAAAUAAAUAAAUUGAUAUUGUACUUAAAAGUCCAUUACUUAAGAAUUCUAUAAAAUUGAAUUUAGAAAAUAUUCAAAGGUCAACUUCUGAAUAGUUUGUUACACCAUUGAAUAAUAAACAAUAAAAUAAAUUAACCUAAAAUCUUUCUCAUUUGAGUAAAGAUGGAUUAUCCUUUGGGUUAACUGAAAGAGAAAUGAAUUUAUGCGCUAAUGAGAUGUAAAUAAUGCAAUCUCAUUCUAAAAACUUAUUGGGAGCUACUUUAUCAGUUCGAACAUCAUAAUCAAACUAACUUUAAUCUCUUAAAUUUAUUGAAUUAAGUAAUAUAGAAUAUGAUAGUCCAAAAAUGAGGAAAGAUUUUAAAUUCAAAGAUAAAGAGAAUUAAACAAAUUAAGAAAUUCAAUAAAAAGUUGAAGAAAUGAAAGUUAAUUAUAUUAAAUCAAGUGUUACUUUAAAUUAAUAACUUAAUGAUAAUACAAGAUUAUUGUAAAAAAUUGAUGAAUUAAAAAAAUACUAAUAAAAUUUGUCUUUUAAUUAUUAAUUUUUAAAUAAAGAAUAGAUUGAUAGAAGGAAUAAAAAAAUUGUUAUGAAUUUAAAAUUAAAUAAUAAUAAAUAAUUAAUAAGUUUAAAAUAAUAGAAUCUUAUAGAUUUAAUAGCAAAAUAAUAACUUAUUAUCUAAAAUUUAGAAAAAAAACUUGAAAUUGAAAAAACUGAAAAAGAAUGUUUAAAAAUUUUUUGCCAAUCACCUAAAUCAUAACAAUAAUAAUAAAUAGAUCUAAAAUAAUUAGAUAUUAAGAAAAGCCAGACUAAAUUUCAUUUUAAUACUUGA